UCUCCUAACUCGCCGUUCUUCGAAAACUACUCUCACAAUGGCCAGAAACGGACCGAACGUCUACUUCGACAUGGCCAUCAACAACGUCCCCGCUGGCAGGAUAGUCUUUCGCCUCUUCGACUCGACCGUGCCACAUACCGCGCGGAACUUUCGUGAUCUGGCGACGGGCGAGCACGGUUUCGGAUACGAAGGCUCAAAGAUACACCGGAUAGUCCCUGAGUUCAUGAUCCAAGGCGGGGACAUCACGAAGGGCGACGGCACGGGAGGUCGGUCGAUCUACGGACAACCGUUCAGAGACGAGAACUUCGCGCUGCGCCAUAGCCGUCCCUGGCUACUCUCCAUGGGGAAUCGUGGACCCAACUCCAACACGUCGCAGUUCUUCAUCACGACUACACCCGCGCCGUGGUGUGAUGGCAAGAACGUCGUGUUCGGCGAGGUCGUGGAAGGCCAGGACGUCAUCUCGCGCAUCCAAAGCUUCGCUUCCGACGACAUCCUCCGCAAACCGAGCGUGCCGAUCGUCAUUAAGCGGUGCGGGACGUUAUGACCGGAGCCCUCAACACUGUUUAUUCUCUCGCGCUCAACUGUGCAUAACCUGAGGGCGAUCGCAGUUGCGUUCGGGUAGGCCGCACGCCGACUGUGGGAUCCGUUUUCUCUGACUUGGCAGUGAGAACCGGCGGACAUGGGUGUUUUGCUGCGUUGGUCCCCUCGGGCGGACCAGGGGUGUACAUCUACAGUAAUAAUACGGAGAGGCACGGUGGUAUCUACCUAUCUGCUACGACUUCCCGCGCGUUACAUACUAUUAGCCUUCUCUCUUUAAUGUGCAUAGCUUGCAUCGGUUGUAUACCCCGCAAUGGAUCGCU
Molecule: messenger RNA, 860 nt
Organism: Punctularia strigosozonata HHB-11173 SS5
Lineage: Eukaryota; Fungi; Basidiomycota; Agaricomycetes; Corticiales; Punctulariaceae
Product: allergen
Exons: 6
Coding region: 38-544 (168 amino acids)
Biological process (GO): protein peptidyl-prolyl isomerization
Molecular function (GO): peptidyl-prolyl cis-trans isomerase activity
Source: RefSeq, a predicted model, not a curated record